CCCUAGACAAAAUUAUUGUAGUUUGGAUGGAUAUUCACCAUCCAUUGACUUUUCUCUUUAUAAAUUUGGCCUUUUGAUCAAACUCUGCCGCCACAGACUCAAACUUGCAUUUUAGGAUAUCCAUCAACCAGUCAACAAUUAUCCAUCAAGUUUGCUUCCACCAAUUGAUAUUGUAAUUUGAGUCCUUAACUUUUCAUCUCCUUAGCUUUAGACUUUGCCAUUCCUCUGGUAAGCUUUCAUUUCGAUGGCAGAACUCAGUGAUCAACCUUUGUUCAGCUGUAAAAAUUGUCAAAAUCCUCUUGCACUGCGCAGUGACCUGCUUUCUAAAAAUUUUUGGGGAAAAUCUGGGCCAGCAUUUCUGUUUUCUCAUGCAAUGAACAUCAUUGUGGGGCAAAAAGAGGACAGGCAGCUAAUAACUGGUCUAUACACUAUUGCUGACAUCUAUUGCUGCAACUGUGGUGAGGUACUAGGCUGGAAAUAUUUACGAUCUUAUGAUGUCAGACACAAAAGCAAGGAAGGGAAGUUCAUAAUCGAGAGAGCAAAGAUCAGCAAGGAAUAUUAAGAAUCCACAGUUAUGAGCCAAAUAACUGUGUACUAUGCUUAGCACCAAAACAAUGAAUAAUAAUUCCACUAUGAGGAAGGUCCUUGUUUCAUAUGUCCCAGAUUGAAUACAAGCACAUAGGCUUCACAUGUUCAUCGAUCUGUUACUAUUAUAUGCUGUAUUUAAUUUCCUAGCCGGAAUCUUGUUUUAAAAUCUUGGAAAAUGAAAUCCGCAUCCAAAUUUAUGCAGUGUGGUUCAUUUUCUCUAAGGAAUAAAGUAAACUUUUGUGUAGGGGAACUGGGGCUUGAAAUAGAACAUUGCUUCAAGUCAGAACAGUCCAAGAAUGUGCCUUUAUUCCCAAUAUUAGUAACAUACUUCGAAUGAGAAGAUUUAAACAAGGAUCUUAUGGUCCUUUAUUAUUA
Quercus lobata is the source of this 963-nucleotide messenger RNA. RefSeq names its product protein yippee-like At4g27740. The transcript is spliced from 2 exons. Bases 245 to 562 code for a protein of 105 amino acids. The record is from RefSeq and is a predicted model, not a curated record. NCBI's taxonomy places the organism in Eukaryota, Viridiplantae, Streptophyta, Magnoliopsida, Fagales, Fagaceae.